Messenger RNA from Aspergillus eucalypticola CBS 122712, 333 nucleotides. RefSeq lists its product as uncharacterized. Bases 1 to 333 code for a protein of 110 amino acids. The record is from RefSeq and is a predicted model, not a curated record. The transcript is spliced from 2 exons. NCBI's taxonomy places the organism in Eukaryota, Fungi, Ascomycota, Eurotiomycetes, Eurotiales, Aspergillaceae.
AUGAACAACGGCCAAACUACCGGCCCGUUGCAUCUGGCCCACCAGGUCUCGAAGACAGACCCCUUCCAUGCCAGCAUCCUCGACAAGGAAACGACAGAUCCGACUUCAACGGUCGCUGAUGUUGAUUCCGCUGUAGAGCCAACGGCCAACAUGCUUCACGCGGAUUUCCUGUAUCAGUUGUUAACUGAGGCCAUCGACUCACUCAAUGAGUAUAAUAGCCCGGAGAUAGUAGGGCCCCCUGCCGACAUUAUCAGGCGCUCGAUGCGGCCUCCAUAUCUUCUAAACGAGCUCUUGGCUCUCGCUGCCACGCACCUCAGUGUCACCUUCCCGUAA